AUGGCGUUGAGUCAGACCAACGGCAAUCUCCUGAGGACUCGCAUCCUUCCCGUUAAUACCAACGACCUGGGAAAUUUCAAAGACCGACAGACAUUGGAAACUUGGGAGCUCCCUGGAGAUCAAUCUAGCCUCGAACCCCUUCGAGAAGCUGCUCUACAUCUUCGAAAGAGCAACAUACCAGUUGGGUUUCCUACAGAAACGGUGUACGGCUUGGGUGCAGAUGCUACAAGGAGUGAUGCUGUGAAGGGGAUCUACAAGGCAAAGGGUCGACCCUCAGACAAUCCACUCAUCAUUCACGUCUGCGACCUCACUAUGCUCCGGAGUUUGGUGAAGCCCUCUGGGCAGGUAAACGGCAAUGUUGAGUCUACGGAUCCGAUACCCGCCAUUUACACGCCAUUGAUCAAGGAAUUCUGGCCUGGGCCGCUAACGAUUCUGCUCCCAAAUCCACAACCAAGCAAGUUGGCACCAGAGGUCACUGCUGGACUCCCCACCUUCGGUGCUCGUAUGACAGACUCUCCUCUGGCGCUAUCACUCAUACGCCUUGCUGGGGUUCCACUCGCUGCUCCCUCUGCAAAUGCCUCCACGAAGCCGUCCCCCACCACAGCCGAACACGUCAAGCAUGAUUUGGAAGGCAAGAUUGAGAUUAUACUGGAUGGUGGAGCUUGUCAAGUUGGGGUUGAGAGCACUGUGGUAGACGGGUUGUGUGACCCACCUGUUGUACUUCGGCCGGGUGGUGUCAGUAUCAAUCGUAUCCGAGAAUGUGAGGGCUGGUCUGGUGUUGUGAAGGGCUAUAAGGACCACAGCGAAUUGGGAUUAAACACACCAAGAGCUCCUGGGAUGAAAUACAAGCACUAUAGUCCCAAAGCCAAGGUUGUCCUCUUCGAAGCUGCUUCUCAACGAGAUACCCAGGCUGGACGAGGAAUGAAAUGGGGCAUCCCGCUCGAGGCUUGGAAACUGGUUAAAGCUAAGGAGGAAAAGAUAUCCUAUCUUGGACUCGAGAAUUCCGAGUGGCCAAUCAACGUUGGGAUCGUGACCACGAAACAUUGGCUUCCUUUUGCAGGAUUCCAUCUUGCGAAGUGGAGUCGAAAUGGCAACGAUGGCUGCCUGCAUGUUGGGCGCCGGGAGGAGUUGGAGACGUCCAACUCCGAUGAGCAUAUCGCAGACCUCAUCGAGAUCUCCCUGGGCUCUAAGACCACGGAUAUCGCACAUAGCCUCUUCUCUGCCCUCAGGGAAUUGGAUCAGCGGGGCGUGGAUAUCAUUUAUGUGGAAGGCAUAGAAGAUAAGGCGGACAUUGCUGCUGCAGUCAUGAACAGACUCCGCAAAGCAGCUACCGUCAUUGAGCAGUGA
Hyaloscypha bicolor E is the source of this 1347-nucleotide messenger RNA. Its product is annotated as translation factor. Gene Ontology annotation, molecular function: tRNA binding; double-stranded RNA binding; nucleotidyltransferase activity. Bases 1 to 1347 code for a protein of 448 amino acids. NCBI's taxonomy places the organism in Eukaryota, Fungi, Ascomycota, Leotiomycetes, Helotiales, Hyaloscyphaceae. The transcript has 2 exons. Gene Ontology annotation, cellular component: cytoplasm. Gene Ontology annotation, biological process: regulation of translational fidelity. The record is from RefSeq and is a predicted model, not a curated record.